AUGUCAAAACAAAUGACUAAACAUGUCGUGCCAAUAAUUCUGAAAUCAUUUAGCUUAGGCCUGGUGAUUGCUGCAGGUGGGCUUUGGGCUUGUUCAGGAGUUGAUUCAAGACCGAUUUACAAAGACCAACAAGUUUUGAUAGGCGGGACGAUAUGGAGCCAAAUAGUAAUACCUCUGGGAUUGAUUAUUUCUAAAGUUGUCGAAGAUAACUUGGAUAAUUUUGUACACGGAUACUUUUUGAUUUCCGGAGCUAUUCUUUUGGGUGGGACCGGCGCGGUUCUGAUUGUUGGCGAGUACAAGAUUAUACAAAGACGACAAAGAAGAGCUCUCCAACAAGAACCACCAGUUCCUCCGAAAUUGAUUAUUAAAGAGAAAGACAAAGUUAAUAUCGUGAUUAGCAUUAUUGUGUUGAUAGCAGCGUUAUUUACGUUUUCCGAAUUUUUAAUUGUGAUUUUUAUGGAUUAA
Molecule: messenger RNA, 465 nt
Organism: Bombyx mandarina (wild silkworm)
Lineage: Eukaryota; Metazoa; Arthropoda; Insecta; Lepidoptera; Bombycidae
Source: RefSeq, a predicted model, not a curated record